CUGCUCCUUGCUUCCCUCCUUCUCCUUCUCCGUUUUUCGUCUUGAGCUAAAAAGUACGGACGUCGCUGCGAUCAAUACAGUCCUUUUUUACUCCUCAUACUUUUUUCUCCCCGACGAAUUGACUCGCCCCUCUCUUCCCAUCUCGUCUUAGGUCCGACUCAACCUCACCAAACUCAUCAAAUCAGCUCAACUUAACUUAACUUAACAUAGCCGAAUACCUUCUACGGCCCGAUCAACUUAGCCACCUCGUAUACUCUCUACCCGUUGUUGAGUUUCUAAUAUCCUAACUAUCUCUCUAUCUCUCUCUUGUCUCUCGAGAUCACUUUAUCUCUCUUACCUCUGUCUCCAUUUAUUCACCAAGCCUGAUAAAGCAACAACCACACACACACACACACAAAAAAAAGCAAAGAAUACUACUCGGUCCUGUGCGACCACUUCCAGAUUACAACAUGGCGGGAAAAAUGGUUCUUUAUAAAUUGGUGGUCCUCGGUGACAGUGGUGUUGGUAAAACAGCUUUGACAAUCCAGUUAUGUCUACAACAUUUCGUUGAAACUUAUGACCCUACAAUUGAAGACUCAUACCGAAAACAAGUAGUCAUAGAUGGCCAGUCCUGUAUGUUAGAAGUAUUGGAUACCGCCGGCCAAGAAGAAUACACAGCCCUACGAGAUCAGUGGAUUCGAGAUGGCGAAGGUUUCGUACUAGUUUAUAGUAUUUCAUCUCGGUCAUCAUUUUCCCGAAUCAAGAGAUUUCAUCACCAGAUUCAAAGGGUAAAGGAAUCAUGCUCUGCAUCACCUACCUAUCCCGGCUCGCCGAUAUCCACAGUAACUCCCCCCAGUGCUGUACCGAUUAUGCUGGUCGGUAAUAAGAGCGAUCGGGUAACAGAAAGAGAAGUUUCGACCCAAGAAGGCCACGCCCUGGCGAGGGAAUUAGGUUGCGAGUUCGUCGAGGCGUCCGCAAAGAAUUGCAUAAAUGUCGAGAAAGCUUUCUAUGACGUCGUCAGAAUCUUACGCAGACAGCGACAACAAGCAUCCCGGCCGAUGCCGCAAGCGGGCCGCCCGCGACCUCAGAAUGGGGAAGCUCCCCAUAGGGAACCUGGUGAUAGGUACAGGAGGAACCGCCGAGGUGGAGGUGGAAACGGAGGUCGUUGCGUCAUAUUAUAGAUGGCGUCUUAUCCUUAGCAUUACGUGCGCCCUCGCGCGCUCACAACCAGCAUUUCGAUGACGAAAUUGUUCCGGUGUUUGGUUGCGUGCUCCAAGCUCUAAUAACAACCCCCCUAAAAAGAUGACAGCAAUCGAGCACGCACGCAUACAAAUACACACUUGGACUAUACUAUGUUCAUACAACAUACUUGGAGGAUUAUUAUAUUGCACUCCAUACAUCUACUAGCUAUCGAGUCGGCGAAUGGCGUACGAAAAAAAGCGGCAUUAUUAGGCGCAAAGUAACCUUGGUUUCCCCG
This is a messenger RNA of Daldinia caldariorum, 1456 nucleotides long. RefSeq names its product ras family-domain-containing protein. Gene Ontology annotation, cellular component: plasma membrane. Bases 450 to 1160 code for a protein of 236 amino acids. The record is from RefSeq and is a predicted model, not a curated record. Gene Ontology annotation, molecular function: GDP binding; GTP binding; GTPase activity. Lineage: Eukaryota; Fungi; Ascomycota; Sordariomycetes; Xylariales; Hypoxylaceae. Gene Ontology annotation, biological process: signal transduction. The transcript is spliced from 2 exons.